AUGGAAAACCCAACUCCAUCAACAAAUUCUGAUUCUCUCUCUGCAACUCUUGGUAACUCAAUCCAAGCUUUAGGUCGUGGUUUUGAUGUUACAUCAGAUAUUAGGCUUCUUUAUUGUAAAGGGGCACCUGGGUCUAGGCUUGUUCAUCUUGAUGAGGAACAUAGUAGGGAUCUUGUUCUGUCAAGAGAACUUGUUGUUCCUGAUGUUUCUGCGGACAUUGAUUUCUCUCCGGGGAAGAGUGGUGUUGAGAAGACACCUGUGUGUAGUUUCCAAGAGAUGGCGAAAUAUUUCAAUGAGAGAUCUGGCAUAAAGGAAAAAAUUCCACUCGGAAGCUUUAAUUCUAUGUUUAAUUUUAUUGGCUCCUCGACGGUCGAUGCAGCAGCCACCAAAUCACUUGCCAUGGUUGGAUAUUUCAUUCCACUGUUUGAAGUUAAACUAACUAAACCUAAUUUGGUAUUGAAUGAGGAAGUAAGACGCGCCGUUCCUUACUCUUGGGAUCCAGUGUCCUUGGCUAGUUUUAUUGAGAAUUAUGGUACACAUAUUGUUACAUCUGCAACGGUUGGUGGAAGAGACGUCGUGUAUAUCAGGCAGCACCAAUCGUCUUCUUUGACUGCACCAGACAUUGAAAAUUACGUGAAGGACAUUGAAAAUGAUAGGUUUCUCGAUGCGAAAAACUCGUCAGGACCCGCUGCUUUGAAGUACAAGGAGAAGGAUGUUACUGUAAUUUUUAGGCGAAGAGGAGGGGACGAUCUUGAGCAAAGUCAUACUAAAUGGGUGGAAACUGUAAAAUUGGCACCAGACAUCAUUAACAUGAAGUUUACACCCAUUGUUUCUCUUCUCGAAGGAGUACCCGGUGUAAAACUUUUGACCCGUGCUAUUGAUUUAUAUCUCGAGUACAAGCCUCCUAUCGAAGACUUACAGUAUUUCUUGGAUUUCCAAAUAACUCGAGUUUGGGCACCGGAGCAGAAUAAUCUACAAAGAAAAGAGCCUGUCUGUCAAUCUCUUCAGUUCAGUUUAAUGGGACCUAAGCUUUAUAUCAGUCCAGAUCAGGUAACAGUUGGGCGCAAACCCGUGACCGGACUAAGGCUGAGCCUAGAAGGAAGCAAACUAAACCGACUCGCAAUUCAUUUGCAACAUUUAGUCUCACUCCCAAAAAACCUUCAACCCCACUGGGAUGCACACAUGGCAAUCGGUGCUCCAAAAUGGCAAGGUCCCGAGGAGCAAGACAGCCGUUGGUUUGAGCCGAUCAAAUGGAAGAACUUCUCGCACGUAAGCACUGCACCAAUUGAGAUAACUGAAACCAACAUUGGAGACCUCUCUGGCGUUCAUAUUGUCACCGGGGCCCAACUCGGCGUUUGGGACUUUGGUGCCAAAAAUGUAUUACAUCUCAAACUACUUUUCUCUAAGGUACCGGGAUGCACCAUAAGGCGAUCAGUGUGGGAUCAUAACCCUUCCACUCCGGCAGUUACACACAAAUCAGACAGCGCUUCAUCGUCAUCCACAAAGAAAACUUCUGACGAGAAAAAGGAAGAUAGUUCGGUCCAUAGUGGAAAACUCGCAAAAAUUGUGGACAUGACGGAAAUGUCGAAAGGGCCGCAAGAUAUUCCUGGUCAUUGGUUAGUUACAGGUGCUAAGCUUGGAGUAGAAAAAGGAAAAAUUGUACUGAGGAUAAAGUACUCCUUGUUAAACUAUUGA
Messenger RNA from Lathyrus sativus (Indian pea), 1695 nucleotides. Lineage: Eukaryota; Viridiplantae; Streptophyta; Magnoliopsida; Fabales; Fabaceae. The record is from the annotation of a GenBank genome assembly.